This is a messenger RNA of Exaiptasia diaphana, 2157 nucleotides long. RefSeq names its product lethal(3)malignant brain tumor-like protein 1. NCBI's taxonomy places the organism in Eukaryota, Metazoa, Cnidaria, Anthozoa, Actiniaria, Aiptasiidae. Gene Ontology annotation, cellular component: nucleus. Gene Ontology annotation, molecular function: protein binding; zinc ion binding. The record is from RefSeq and is a predicted model, not a curated record. Gene Ontology annotation, biological process: regulation of DNA-templated transcription.
CAUUAUUGUAGUCAAGUCCGCAUUGCCAACACUUCUAGACUGGGAAUGAUGGACGAACAUCUACCGUCGAGAGAUCGAUUAUACUAUUCUCAUAUGGAAGAACCACCGGACAAGAAACGACGUGUAGAAGAUCAUCAAUCGACAGGGGGUUCAUCUAUGAUUGAAACAAUAGUCAACGCGACGUCAAACUGGCCACUCAACUCCCUCAAUUCAUCAGUGUUGCCGACAUAUGAAGAAAGCAUUGCUGCUAACCACAGUAGUUACCUUCCGUACUUUGAGAGGGAGCCUUAUUCUAACUUCUCUAAGAGCCCCUCAAACGAAAGGAGCUACAACAUGAUCGAUAACGUGCCGAGAGUCAAAAAGUCGGUCCCUACAUUGACAAGAGAAGAGUAUUCCAUGGAUUUGAGUUACAGGCCACGUCAAAUAUUUGAUAACCAAACAUAUAAUGAGGAAUAUACACCCCGUAUUGAGAAUAUUCCAUAUAGCAAUCGAAAUAUCACCGCCACAGAGAUGACUUUCACCACAGCUAGUCCAAGCACUACAAAGGAAAAACAAACCAUCUGUCCCAACCCAGAGAAAAUCUCUCUUUAUAAGCCAUCGAGUGCACAUACUUCAAAGGAUAUUGCUCCUAAGCCUAAAGAAAUACCAAGCGAUGGYCAGACAAAUAAAGAGAGCCUUUCCAAGGAACCGAGGGAUUUCCGAACAAACUACGAUAACCAGCCGAACAAGAAACCGAGUGACAUCAAAGCCGAAUCAAAACCCGAGGAAAUAUCGAUCAAAAAGGAAAYCGAGAGUAGCACAGGAAGCCCGCAAUCAAGCGUUAAAGAUAGGUUGUCACCAGGGGUCAAAAUGGCGGAGGAUGCACCGACAUUCAGUUCACCACCAGUUCAGAAUAGCGACGACACCUUUGACGACAAGUCGCCUGAUGACACUGUCAAGGUCAAGAAGGAGGCAGAUGACGUAAAUGAAAUGUACUCGUUCCUUGAUUGGAAGGACGGAAUUGCAACUCUUCCAGGAAGUAACUUGAAAUUCAAAAUGAACGAGUUUGGUACUCUAGAAAUGGUCAGUACAGUUGAGACAGAGAAGGGUGAAUACGAAUGGAGUACAGCUAAUGCAGACAAACCCUCUUCUGACCUAAUGGCUGGCCCUCCUGACGACGGCAAAGUAUUGUGUUGUGAGGUUUGUGGUAUUUAUGGUCUACCACAAGACUUCUGCUCCUCGGGCCGGUUUUGUAGCUUGUCCUGUGUUGGAUCGUACACUGGUAGACGCAAUAAAGGAAGAGAAUUUAUACGCAAUGUCAAUCCAAUUGAACGCAAAACAGGAAAAAAGAAGAAAAAGAGUGGKAAAGCCAAGAAAGGGUCAAGCUCCAAGUCUGUCCCCUCCCCGGAUGGAGAAGACUCAGGAUUCAUCGAUGGAUCGACAGAGGCUCAAGUGACGUCAUUCAAAGUAAAAUCACCACGUGAAAAAACCAAAGGACGUCACAAGAUUCCUCCAGUAGAAGCAACAGGACAAUGCCUUACGGGUUCAAUGGUUCCGUAUAACUUCAGUAAACCUUUUACGUGGACUGACUACCUGUACACCUCGGGAUCCAAACCUGUUCCCGUCAAUGUCUUCAAACAGGAAAAUCCUGACAUCGAUGUGUUUCCAAUGCCUUGUGAAGAGUUUAAAAARAACAUGAAACUCGAAGCAGUGGACCCAAAACAUCCAUCGUACAUCUGCGUGUGCACUAUUGUGCGCGUUAAAGGCUCGCGUUUAAGGCUUCACUUCGACGGCUGGUCGGAAUGUUACGAUUUCUGGACCAAUUCUGAUUCAGUAGAUAUUUUCCCCAUGGGCUGGUGCGAGCAGAAUAACCAGACUCUACACCCUCCUAGAAGUUUCACGAGAGGCGAGUUUAGCUGGCACAAGUACCUCAAGAAACAAGGCAGAAAUCCUGCCCCAGCUCAUCUUUUCAGACCAGUCGGCGAGAAAAAGCACAAGUUUGAGAUCGGCAUGAAGCUGGAAGCCAUUGACCGYAAGAAUCCAGACCUUAUAUGUGUUGCCACGGUAACAAAUGUGAUUGGAAACCGUUUCCUGGUUCAUUUUGAUGAAUGGGAUGAUACUUAUGAUUACUGGUGUGAAGAGGAUUGUCCGUAUAUUCACCCCAUUGGAUGGUGCGAA